UUCCGGUUGACCCGUAACGUUCCACCCCGUGACUCCGGUUGCCUAGGAGAGGCCGCGGGGCUCUGCGGUUGCCAUGGCGACCGGUCAACAGCCAGGGGAAGUGCCUGCGCGGAGCCGGGAGAGGGGCGGCCGCGGGGAAUAAUGCCGGCCACCAUGUCUGGCUCAAUGAGCGCUUCAUCCAGUGCAUCCAACAGGUCCAGGGCCCGCACUCGUUACAGAACCAAGGCCGUGAACUCAGAGGUCGACGAGAGCCUGUUUGGAAUUGCCAAGAACCUGCAGCGAUCAUGCUCUGGCAGCCCCCUAGUGAUCCUACGGGAUGUGCAGACUGUCCAGAAAUCACCCUCUGCCUGUGGCUGGGGCCACAAACCUGAGACCAUCCGCCUCAUCACCAGGGACCUCAUCCGUGAUCUCAUUGUUCCUGCAGAGGACCCGUCGGGAGAAUCCCUCAUUAUGAGCCCAGAGGAUUUCCACCGCAUUAAGACAGCAUCCCGAGUCCUGACCAAGGAGGAGCGCGAGGCCAGCAUAGCAGCCCUCAAGGCAGAGAAGGAAGCUGUUAUAGCCGGGGUGAAUGAGCGCAAGAACACCAUGAAGCAGAAGGGGAUAGUGCAGAAGAAGAAGGAGAAGCUGAGCGACCUGGAGGAGGAGGCCAAGGAGCGAGCCCAGUACCUGCUGCAGCGGGCCAACAGGAUGCGCAUGGAGCAGGAGGACGAGGUCAAGGAGCUCAGUGAGUUGAUCCUGAAUGCAAAGUGCCAGGCGAUCCGCGAUGCACAGAUGCUGGAGAAGCAGCUGAUUGAAAAGGAGCUGGAGGAGGAGGAGAAGCGCCUGGACCAGAUGAUGGAGGUGGAGAGGCAGAAAGCCACCAAGAUGCAGGAGGAGCUGGAGCAGAAGAGGAAACAGGAGCUGAUCAGAGGGAGGCAACAUCUCAUCAAGCAGAUAGAGAAGAACCAGCAGGAGAGGGCUAUGAAGGCAGAGCAGCGGGAUCAGGAGGCCCAGGAGAUGCUGGAUUAUCUGGAGCAGCUGCAGAUGGAAGACCUGAGGGACAUGGAGCACAGACAUGAGCAGAAGAUGAACAUUCAGGCUGAGAUUAAAUGUAUCAAUGAUGAAAACCAGCAGCGUAAGGAGGAGCAGCUGGCACGGGAGAGGAUGGCUGACCAGCGGGUGCUGGAGUACCAGAAGCAGAAAAUGGCACGGGAAGCAGAGUUCGAGGCUGAACAGGAGAAGAUCCGUCGGGAGAAGGAGAUGGAGACGGCGCGUCUGAGGGCAUUGCAGGAAAAGGCCCAGGAUUACCAAGCAGAGCAGGACGCGCUGAGGGCCAAGCGGAACCAAGAGGCCACCGAGCGAGAGUGGCGCCGGAAGGAGAAGGAAGCUGCGCAGAGGAAGGCGGAGACUGAGGCCAUGCUGAAGAAGAGUCGGCUGGAGCAGAUAGCCCACAAGGAGCACAGCCUGGCUGUGCAGGUGCAGCGGGACCGCAAUGAGUUCGAGAGGAUCCUCAGAGCCCAGCGGGAUCAGAUUGAAAAGGAGCGGAAGGAGCAGGAGCGGCGCGCAGCCCUGCAUCUGAACCACGCCGACCAGGUGCGGCGCCAGGUGCGCGAGCACCAGCAGAAGCAGGUGCAGGAGCGAAUCGCUACCUUCGAGGAGGGCAAGCGGCUGAAGGAAGAGGCACGCCGGCGCAGUGAGCGCAUCAGUGAGAUCAAGAGGAAGAAGAUGGAGGAGCUCAGAGCUGCCGGCCUGCCUGAGAAGUACUGUGCCCAGGUAGAGCGCCGAGGCCUUGUUGAGCCAGCCUCUGUGCACUGAGGGUCUCCAAGGCAGCAUAGCCCAGCCCAACCUGGCUGCACCGCAUGGCAAGGAAUCGCAGCCCAGCCUCACUAGGGGCCUAGAUUGUAUAUUUUGUUAGUUUCUGAGAGUGUUUUAUGAAUAGAGAUAUUUAUGGAGGA
Messenger RNA from Malaclemys terrapin pileata, 1934 nucleotides. RefSeq names its product cilia and flagella associated protein 45 (gene CFAP45). NCBI's taxonomy places the organism in Eukaryota, Metazoa, Chordata, Testudines, Emydidae. The record is from RefSeq and is a predicted model, not a curated record. The transcript is spliced from 12 exons. The coding region runs from base 142 to 1794 and encodes 550 amino acids.